GCGGCACAACACGGUUUGGAAGAUGGUUUUAUGAUAUACUCGCUCAUUUAAAAUUGUUCAUUUCGAGGAAAAAGUUACUUUAGGUUUUGGUUUUUGCGCGUCUUUUCAUCCGGGUCUUCUGACCGACGAAUGAUUGGCGGAGACGCAGCGCGCAGAAGCGGGAGACACAAACACAGCCGCAUGUCUCGACGCGACGCGACCGAGGGCGGAUUUAAACAUGUUUUCGCGAUCCUGCGCUCGUUAUACCCGCGCGUUCAGACUCUGCAGGAGUUCGCAGACGGACUCGUGUUCUCUGACGGACGGAAACCGGUUCUUCUUGACGAAAAAGACGGCGCGCGAUUUCAAAAACUCGCCGGAGGACUGAUCAUAUGCGCGUGCGCGCCACCGCAGCAGCUGCGCGUGCCCGCACAGCUCGGCACGCUGCCGGAGGUUCUGGCGUUCACGCUAAACCACAUCAAGCGGAAGAAACUGAGGAACGUGCUGGGAUUCGGCUAUCAGUGCAGUGACGUGGCGGCCGGCUCGGACCCCUUCCGUUUCCACGGCGACGUUUCGCAGACGGCCGCCUCCAUCAGCACCAGCGAGCUGUGGAAGCGGAUCAACCAGCGUCUGGGAACGGAAGUCACGCGGUACCUGCUGCAGGAUUGCGCGAUCUUCGCCACCGUGCCGCCGUCCUGUUUGCUGCAGGUGUGCGGCGAGCCCGUGUACGACCUUCUGCUGCCGCGCACCUGGUCCGGGUUCUUCCUGGACCGCGCCGCGACUCAAACAUCGUCCGGCGUGACGCGGAAAACUCCUGUCGGCGUCCCUCGGAAGAAAGUCACGAGAGACGAUAAGAAAAUAGUUUCGAAAAAGAGAGCGAGAGAGGAGGAAAUAGAUGACGAACGGAAAGAUCGUCCGGCAGUAAAGAAGCGACGGCUGACGAUGGACGAAAACGACGGUUCGUUAAAUUCACGAAACCCUGAAAGUCACGGAUCGCGGAGCUGGAAACCCGCGGAUCAGCGUCCUCCGCGACCGUCGCGCUGUUCCAUCCGGGUUUUGAGUAUGCUUUACGGUGGGCGGGGCUUGAAGGGCUUCCUGCUUAACAGGAAGCUGCAAGCAGGUGUGGGCGGGGCUAGACGGCUGCAGGGGGCGGAUCUCGUGCGCGUCAUUUUCCUCCAAUCGGAGUCCAACGUGUUUGACGGACAGGCCAAGUUUCGGAAGCUUCCCAAGCGUUUCUUCGCAAUGGUUCCCUUGUUCGCUCGGCUCUUACGGCAGCACAGGAAGUGCCCGUAUGCUCUCUUCCUGCGCAGGAAGUGCUCGGUGAAUCCAGAGGCGGAGGAUAUGGAGUCGCUGCUGAAGUCGCACUUGUCGCCGUACAGGGUGUAUCUGUUCGUGAGGGAGUGUUUGCGAUACGUUGUUCCUGAGGAACUCUGGGGAUCCCAGGAAAACCAGCUCCACUUCCUGUCCAACGUGAAGAACUUCCUGCGUCUUGGGAAGUUUGAGCGUCUCCCGUUGAUGCAGCUGAUGUGGAAGAUGAAGGUCAAGGCCUGCCAUUGGCUGGGGCUCAAGAAACGUCACUGCGCGAGCGAGCACCGCUACAGAGAGUGGAUCUGCGGUCAGUUUCUGGGCUGGAUGUUGAGCGGUUACGUGGUGGGUUUGGUCAAAGCGUUGUUCUACGUCACCGAGAGCAUGGGACAGAAGCACACGCUGCGCUUCUACAGAGGGGAAGUGUGGAUCAGACUACAGGAAAUGGCCUUCAGAGCUCAUCUGUCUAAGGGCCAGUGGAGGGCGCUGUCUCCAUCUCAGGCCCUAAAGUUCCCCAAGACCACAGUGACUUCCCGAAUCCGGUUCAUCCCGAAGGUGAACAGCAUGAGACCCAUCACUCGCCUCUCAGGACCCCGAGACUCACUGCAGCUUUUCCAGAGUGGCGUGCGGCUCCUGCAGAAUGUGCUGAGUGUGUGUGUGCGAGAGGCCCCGGGGCAUGGCUCCACUGUCUGGGGCUGGCAGGGCAUUCACCGCGUCCUCAAGGAGUUUGGUCCGCAGCAGAAGAGCUCGCCGAGACCGCUGUAUUUCGUCAAGGUGGACGUGAGCGGGGCGUACGACAGUCUCCCUCAUCAGAAGCUGGUGGAGGUGUUGGGUGAAGUGCUGCGUGUGUUCUCCGAGCGCAGCUUCUUCGUGCGUCAGUACGCUCGCGUCUGGAAGGACCCUCACCUGGGCCUGAGGAAGCACUUCUGCACUAGAGCCGAGAUGAGCGAGCCGCUCAACAUGAAGGGCUUCGUUGUGGAGGAGCAGGCCGGCGGGACGCUGCACGACGCCAUCCUCGUGGAGCGGCACUCGUCUGAGGUCCGAGGUGGAGACGUGUUUCAGUUCUUCCAGAAGAUGCUGAGCAGCUACAUCAUCCAUCAUGACAACAAGAUGUUCCGUCAGGUGUGUGGAAUCCCGCAGGGGUCUUCAGUGUCGGCGCUGCUGUGUAACCUGUGUUACGGACACAUGGAGAACUCACUGCUGAAGGGCAUCGCUAAAGGAGGGUGUCUCAUGCGGCUGGUGGAUGAUUUUCUGCUCAUUACGCCUCAUUUGAGCAAAGCCACGGAGUUCCUGACGACGCUGCUGGCCGGUGUUCCCGAUUACGGCUGUCAGAUCAACCCUCAGAAGGUAGCAGUGAAUUUCCCGGUGUGUGUGGAGUGGCUGGACUCGGGUGUGAGGGUCCUGCCCUCCUGCUGUCUGUUCCCCUGGUGCGGUCUGCUGCUGGACACACACUCGCUGGACGUCUACAAGGACUACUCACGGUACGACGGCCUAUCGCUGCGCUACAGCCUGACUCUAGGCUCCGCCCACUCGCCAACCGCGGUCAUAAAGAAGCUGCUGUCGGUCCUCAGUCUCAAGUGUACCGACAUCUUUCUGGACCUCAGGAUGAAUUCAGUGGAAGCUGUUUACAGGAGCUUAUAUAAACUCAUCCUGCUGCAGGCCCUCAGGUUUCACGCGUGUGUGAGGAGUUUGCCUCUGGGUCAGAACGUGGAGUCGAACCCGUGCUUCUUCCUGAAGAUGAUCUGGACGAUGUCUCGAGUCACCAACAGACUCAUCAGACACAUCAAUAAAGGUCUGGUUCUAGGUUCUCCGGACGGCGGAGGUCUUCUGCAGUAUGAAGCUGUUCAGAUGCUGUUCUGUUUGGCGUUUGUGGUGGUUUUCACUCGGCACCGAUCUCUUUACCGCAGCCUGCUUCCCCCGCUGCACAAACGAAAGAGGCGUCUGGAGCGCGAGCUGCGGGGCAUCAGACUGUCACGUGUGCGUCAGGCCGCCACUCCCACAAUCCCCAAGGACUUUAAACGCAUCCGGACGUAGAGCAGUAAACGUCCGAGUUUCGCCCCCGCGGCAGCUGACUAAACAGAUCCGCGCACCUCGUAAACGCUUGAUGCAUGUUGUUAAACGCAUGGAGAUAAGAGAUGCUUGUAAACAACAGUGUUCAGAAGCUCAGACGUUCAUUUCUGUUGUUUUGCUUCAUGUUUCUGUGAUGUUUGCAUUCU
Molecule: messenger RNA, 3497 nt
Organism: Cyprinus carpio (common carp)
Lineage: Eukaryota; Metazoa; Chordata; Actinopteri; Cypriniformes; Cyprinidae
Product: telomerase reverse transcriptase
Biological process (GO): telomere maintenance via telomerase
Cellular component (GO): telomerase catalytic core complex
Molecular function (GO): telomeric repeat DNA binding; telomerase RNA binding
Source: RefSeq, a predicted model, not a curated record